This is a messenger RNA of Coregonus sp. 'balchen', 11635 nucleotides long. Lineage: Eukaryota; Metazoa; Chordata; Actinopteri; Salmoniformes; Salmonidae. The record is from the annotation of a GenBank genome assembly.
AUGAGGGCAUCUAGACGGUGAGGGCAUCUAGUUGGUGAGGGCAUCUAGACGGUGAGGGCAUCUAGACGGUGAGGGCAUCUAGACGGUGAGGGCAUCUAGUUGGUGAGGGCAUCUAGUUGGUGAGGGCAUCUAGACGGUGAGGGCAUCUAUUUGGUGAGGGCAUCUAGACGGUGAGGGCAUCUAGUUGGUGAGGGCUAUAGACGGUGAGGGCAUCUAGACGGUGAGGGCAUCUAGUUGGUGAGGGCAUCUAGACGGUGAGGGCAUCUAUUUGGUGAGGGCUCUAGACGGUGAGGGCAUCUAGACGGUGAGGGCAUCUAGACGGUGAGGGCUCUAGACGGUGAGGGCAUCUAGUUGGUGAGGGCAUCUAGAUGGUGAGGGAAUCUAGUUGGUGAGGGCAUCUAGACGGUGAGGGCAUCUAGAGGGUGAGGGCAUCUAGACGGUGAGGGCAUCUAGUUGGUGAGGGCUCUAGACGGUGAGGGCAUCUAGACGGUGAGGGCUCUAGACGGUGAGGGCAUCUAGUUGGUGAGGGCAUCUAGACGGUGAAGGCAUCUAGACGGUGAGGGCAUCUAGACAGUGAGGGCAUCUAGACAGUGAGGGCAUCUAGUUGGUGAGGGCAUCUAGACGGUGAGGGCAUCUAGUUGGUGAGGGCUCUAGACGGUGAGGGCAUCUAGACGGUGAGGGCAUCUAGACGGUGAGGGCAUCUAGACGGUGAGGGCAUCUAGACAGUGAGGGCAUCUAGUUGGUGAGGGCAUCUAGACGGUGAGGGCAUCUAGUUGGUGAGGGCAUCUAGUUGGUGAGGGCAUCUAGUUGGUGAGGGCUCUAGACGGUGAGGGCAUCUAGACGGUGAGGGCAUCUAGACGGUGAGGGCUCUAGACGGUGAGGGCUCUAGACGGUGAGGGCAUCUAGACGGUGAGGGCAUCUAGUUGGUGAGGGCUCUAGACGGUGAGGGCAUCUAGACGGUGAGGGCAUCUAGACGGUGAGGGCUCUAGACGGUGAGGGCUCUAGACGGUGAGGGCAUCUAGACGGUGAGGGCUCUAGACGGUGAGGGCUCUAGACGGUGAGGGCUCUAGAUGGUGAGGGCAUCUAGACGGUGAGGGCUCUAGACGGUGAGGGCAUCUAGAUGGUGAAGGCAUCUAGUUGGUGAGGGCAUCUAGAGGGUGAGGGCAUCUAGUUGGUAAGGGCAUCGUAGCCUUAGCUAGGUGGGGUGGUGUUCGUCUAACGUAGCCUUAGCUAGGUGGGGUGGUGUUUGUCUGUUCAAUGGUUUUCCUCUUUGUAAUUUUAUAUUAGGCUACGUCCAAGUUCUUGAAAUCCACUUUCAACUCUCCUUUCGUCCUCCCUCCUUUCUCUCCCAACCUGUUAUAUGAAAUUGCACCAGCAGAGGGCAGAAUUAUAUAGGUCAAUCCAUAGCCAUAUAUCAAGAGUAUUACACUGAACAAAAAUAUAAAAGCAACAUGUAAAGUUUUGGUCCCAUGUUUUAAUGAGCUGAAAUAAAAGAUCCCAGAAAUGUUCCAUACGCACAAAAGCUUAUUUCUCUCAGAUUUUGUCCACACAUUUGUUUACCUCCCUAUUAGUGAGCAUUUCUCCUUUACCAAGAUAAUCCAUCCACUUGACAGGUGUGGCGUAUCAAGAAGCUGAUUAAACAGCGUGAUCAUUACAAAGGUGCACCUUGUGCUGGGGACAAUAAAAGGCCACUCUAAAAUAGUUUUGCCACACAACACAAUGCCACAGAUGUCUCAAGUUUUGAGGGAGCAUGCAAUUGGCAUGCUGACUGCAGGAAUGUCCAUCAGAGCUGUUGCCAGAUAAUUGAAUGUUAAUUUCUCUACCAUAAGCCGCAUCAGAGAAUUUGGCAGUACCUCCAACCAGCCUCACAACCGCAGACCACGUGUAUGGCGCCGUGUGGGCGAGCAGUUUGCUGAUGUCAACGUUGUGAACAGAGUGCCCCAUGGUGGUGUGGGGUUAUGGUAUGGGCAGGCAUAAGCUAAAGACAAUGAACACAAUUGCAUUUUAUCGAUGGCAAUUUGAAUACACAGAAAUACCCUAACGAGAUCCUGAGGCCCAUUGUGAGGUCAUUUUUUUAAAGGGAUCUGUGACCAACAGAUACAUAUCUGUAUUCACAGUCAUGUGAAAUCCAUAGAUUAGGGCCUAAUGGAUUUAUUUCAAUUGACUGAUUUCCUCAUAUGAGGAUAUCUUUGAAAUUGUUGCAUGUUGCGUUUAUUUUUUUGUUCAGUAUAUGUAGUUGCCUCUGGGUCAAUUGUUGGACAUCUCUUGUUGCAGGUGAGCACCGAGAGAAGACCAUCCCAAUGGUGGUGAAGUUCUGCAGUGUGGAGGAUGAUGAACUCAGGGAGUACUGCUUCCAGGCCUUUCAAGCUUUGACUGCAGGUAAAACUCUCUAGUGAAUGUCUCUCUGUCUCUCUCUCUCUCUCUCUCUCGAUCUCUGUGUCUCUCUCGAUAUCUCUUUCGAUGUCUCUCUCGAUAUCUCUUUCGAUCACUCUCUGUCUUAUGAUUUCACCCAUUACUAAUUGACCAGAGGCCCGCACUCACGUGAGAUUUGGUUCUGGGUUGCUGAGAUUAGACACAAUUGAACUACAGCCCCAUAACUACAGCCCUAUAACUACAGACCUAUAACUACUAUGUUUUACACCUUACCUGUUGUUUUUUAAUAAUAGAUGCCCUAAUGAGAUGUCCCCUCAUAUCCCCACGGUGAUCAAGCUGCGUCUGAGAUACAUCACCUAUGAGCCCAACUACAGUCGUGGUCAAAAGUUUUGAGAAUGACACAAAUAUUAAUUUUCACAAAGUCUGCUGCCUCAGUUUUUAUGAUGGCAAUUUGUAUAUACUCCAGAAUGUUAUGAAGAGUGAUCAGUUAAUUGCAAAGUCCCUCUUUGCCAUGAAAAUGAACUUAAUCCCCAAAAAACAUUUCCACUGCAUUUCAGCCCUGCCACAUCAGGACCAGCUGACAUCAUGUCAGUGAUUCUCUCGUUAACACAGGUGAGAGUGUUGACGAGGACAAGGCUGGAGAUCACUCUGUCAUGCUGAUUGAGUUAGAAUAACAAACUGGAAGCUUUAAAAGGAGGGUGGUGCUUGAAAUCAUUGGUCUUCCUCUGUUAACCAUGGUUACCUGCAAGGAAAUGUGCCGUCAUCAUUGCUUUGCACAAAAAGGGCUUCACAGGCAAGGAUAUUGCUGCUAGUAAGAUUGCACCUAAAUCAACCAUUUAUCGGAUCAUCAAGCACUUCAAGGAGAGAGGUUCAAUUGUUGUGAAGAAGGCGUCAGGGCGCCCAAGAAAGUCCAGCAAGCGCCAGGACCAUCUCCUAAAGUUGAUUCAGCUGCGGGAUCGGGGCACCACCAGUGCAGAGCUUGCUCAGGAAUGGCAGCAGGCAGGUGUGAGUGCAUCUGCACGCACAGUGAGGCGAAGACUUUUGGAGGAUGGCCUGGUGUCAAGAAGGGCAGCGAGGAAGCCACUUCUCUCCAGGAAAAACAUCAGGGACAGACUGAUAUUCUGCAAAAGGUGCAGGGAUUGGACUGCUGAGGACUGGGGUAAAGUCAUUUUUUCUGAUGAAUCCCCUUUCCGAUUGUUUGGGGCAUCCGGAAAAAAGCUUGUCCAGAGAAGACAAGGUGAGCACUACCGUCAGUACUGUGUCAUGCCAACAGUAAAGCAUCCUGAGACCAUUCAUGUGUGGGGUUGCUUCUCAACCAAGGGAGUGGGCUCACUCACAAUUUUGCCUAAGAACACAGCCAUGAAUAAAGAAUGGUACCAACACAUCCUCCGAGAGCAACUUCUCCCAACCAUCCAAGAACAGUUUGGUGAUGAACAAUGCCUUUUCCAGCAUGAUGGAACACCUUGCCAUAAGGCAAAAGUGAUAACUAAGUGGCUCAGGGAACAAAACAUCAACAUUUUGGGUCCAUGGCCAUGAAACUCCCCAGACCUUAAUCACAUUGAGAACUUGUGGUCAAUCCUCAAGAGGCGGGUGGACAAACAAAAACCCACAAAUUCUGGACAAACUCCAAGCAUUGAUUAUGCAAGAAUGGGCGGCCAUCAGUCAGGAUGUGGCCCAGAAGUUAAUUGACAGCAUGCCAGGGCGGAUUGCAGAGGUCUUGAAAAAGAAGGGUCAACACUGCAAAUAUUGACUCUUUGCAUAAACUUAAUGUAAUUGUCAAUAAAAGCCUUUGACACUUAUGGAAUGCUUGUAAUUAUACUUCAGUAUACCAUAGUAACAUCUGACAAAAAUAUCUAAAAACACUGAAGCAGCAAACUUUGUGAAGACCAAUACUUGUGUCAUUCUCAAAACUUUUGACCACAACUGUACAACUAUGAAGUGGAUGAGAACUGGGAUGAGUCCAUGGACACAGAGGCCAGAGAGGAUGAGGACCAUGGUGUUAUUUUGAAUGUCUUUAUUUCCAAAUAUAUACAGUUGCAACGCCACAUUUUACUCAGUGGUUGCAACUUUGUAAAACAGUGACAUACAUCACCAUGUUUAUUUAAUUGGUACUGUACACUGUUAAAAUGUGCAAUGUAAAAAAAUAUGCAACUAAGCUGCCACCGUUGUGUAGGAGUUCGAAUGUGCUUUGCAAAGUUUUUAGCUUUUCAACACUGCCCUGCCCCCUGUAGAGUCUGAUGACGAGUACAGUGACGACAUGAGCUGGAAGGUGCGGAGGUCAUCUGUUAAGUGUCUGGAGGCUGUGAUCAGCACCAGGAGAGACCUGCUAGUAGAGCUGUAUGGUCCAGUGGCUCCAGCCCUGCUGGCUCAGUUUAAACAGAGGGAGAACUUCAAGACGGAUAUAUUUGUAGCUUUUGUGGCUUUGCUCAAGCAGACCAGGCCCUCUGAGGGACUCAUCACAGCAGCAGAAACCGGAGGCAAAGAAGACCCAGUUAUCACUCUGCUUAAGAAGACCCAGUUAUCACUCUGCUUAAGAAGACCCAGUUAUCACUCUGCUUAAGAAGACCCAGUUAUCACUCUGCUUAAGAAGACCCAGCUAUCCCUCUGCUUAAGAAGACCCAGCUCUCACUCUGCUUAAGAAGACCCAGUUAUCACUCUGCUUAAGAAGACCCAGCUCUCACUCUGCUUAAGAAGACCCAGUUAUCACUCUGCUUAAGAAGACCCAGCUAUCCCUCUGCUUAAGAAGACCCAGCUAUCCCUCUGCUUAAGAAGACCCAGCUCUCACUCUGCUUAAGAAGACCCAGCUAUCCCUCUGCUUAAGAAGACCCAGUUAUCACUCUGCUUAGGAAACAAGUAGUUUGUUGUUGUUGUUUAACCAUUAUUAAUCCAGGCUAGUCUCAUUGAGAUAAAAUGCCUUUUAAAAGUGAGUCCUAAUCCAAGACAACAGCCGGGCAUGCAGUAAAAGCAAUACUGUAUCACAAUGCUUACUUAACUGCGAGGACAUAUUUCAGUACGUUUUAUCUGAGCUUUCCCUCAGUGGUGGGAUUUUCAAUGCUUUGUUUGUUUGUUGUUUCCCAGCAGGUCCCCACAGUAGUGAAGGCUCUCCACGAGCAGCUGAAAGAGAAGAGCAUGAAGUCUAGACAGGGCUGUUUCUGUCUGCUGACAGAUCUGGCCAACAUACUGCCAGGAGCCCUGGGGACACACACACCAGCCAGGAGCCCUGGGGGAACACACACCAGCCAGGAGCCCUGGGGGGACACACACCAGCUCUCACCUCUGGUAACUUCACUUACAUGUUCAUUUACUACAUUCCUUUGUUUAUUUUUUGGGCCAGUAGUUUUUCCAUAACGUGACCUAGAAAAACUCUGGGCCUACUGUAGUGAUAGGCUACAAAAAUUGUUAAUUUCUUCUCUGUACUUACUCAGGACUAUUUCCUGUCCCUAGAUAGUUACCUACAGUAACUUAAAAGGAAAUAGUGUUACAAUGGCUAUUGGUACAAUGCCAAGAAGUCAACUUGACAUUCAUAUUAAUCUUCUCUCUUCAGGUAUCGUUUACUCACAGACAAGUCUACCUCGUCCAACAUGAAGAUCAACGCCCUCUCUUUCCUCUAUGUCCUCCUGUGCAGCCACCCUCCUGACGUCUUCCACCCUCACAUUAAGGUUAUUCUGCCCCCCCGUUGGUGCAGUGUGGAGGACCCCUUCUAUAAGAUCACCUCGAGGCCAUACUGGUCACUCAGCAGAUGAUACGCCCAUUAGGCUGUCAGAGGUUAGAGAGGUGGACCAGGAAAAUAAAGGUUGUGGUUCAAGUCCCGGGCCGGGCGAUGAAAAAGUGGAGACUGAAUUGGCAACUGGAUAGCUACUGGUGUCAGAUCAUUACUGACACUACCAUGGUGCCCUUGAGCAAGGCACUUAACCCCUAAAAUAGCUCUCCAUCCAAGGAAGCUGCACCGUGUCUGACCCUGUGCCUCUCAACGUGUUUUCCGGAUUUCUGUUAUAGCCAAAUGGACAAUAAAGUAUCUAUUAUCUUCUAUUCUAGACAAACUAUCUGCCUCUACGUUCGACGUCAAGCCCUACGUGAAGGACUUGUUCGCUGGGACCCUGAAGAGGACGAAGGCUGCAGACAUAGACCAGGAAGUGAAGGAGAGGGCCAUUUCCUGUAUGGGUCACGUCAUAUGUCACCUAGGAGACCAGCUGGGUGGGGACCUCCAGCCAACCCAGCAGAUCUUCCUGGAGAGGCUGAAGAACGAGAUCACCAGGUAGGCAGGGUAGAGAGGCGGACCAUCAGUAUCCAAGGUACCAUCUUCUGCUGUUGUGCCCUUGACCCCUAAACUGCUCCAUUCCUCCAACAGUAUCUCUGUGACAAAGUAUAUUCUCUUCUGUACUCUCCUCCCGUACUCUCCUCUCCGGUUGACAGCAGUGAAGACCUUGACUCUCAUCGCCGCGUCACCCCUUAGGAUUGACCUCCGACCUUUACUUACUGAGGGAAUCCCCAUCCUGGGCUCCUACCUGGUGUGUUUCAUCUGGUUAAUUCCCCGUUGCUCCAAGGAGGGUCUCUCUUCACCAUCCUCAAGUUCUUCCAAGCGCUGGUGGUCACCAAGGCUGGGAACAUGGGAUACAACGGGCCCCUUUCAGAGCUUGGAGAAGGCUGCAGACCCCACACCCAUGCACAGACAGUCCUACUACUCUGUGACCAGGUAGUUACAUUUACGUCAUUUAGCAGACGCUCUUAUCCAGAGUCACUUAUAUUUAGUGCAUACAUUAUUUAAUUUUUUUCAUACUGGCCCCCCGUGGGAAUCAAACCCACAACCCUGGCAUUGCAAAAGCCAUGCUCUACCAACUGAGCUACAUCCCUGCCGGCCAUUCCCUCCCCUACCCUGGACGAAUUGUGCGCCGCCCCAUGGGUCUCCCGGUCGCGGCCGGCUACGACAGAGCCUGGAUUCGAACCACUCGGGAGGUUAGUUGUAGUUUGAUUGAUUGAUUAAUUCAUUCAUUGGAUUGGUUGAUUUGUUAAAGUAACACUAAAUAUGCUUUCUAUAUUUUAUUUUCUCUUUCUCAUGUUUGGCCAGGUGUGUGGCUACUCUCUCCUCCGUGUGCCCUAAAGAAGCUUCCGGAAUGGUCACCUCCUUCAUCCAGGAAGUGAAGAACCUCAAGUCUUUCCUCUGUCUGGGGGAGGUGGGGCGUACCAUCAACCUGGGGAGUCAGAAGGAGCUAAAGACCGUGACCCUGGAGGCCUUCUCCUCUCCCAACGAGGGUGCUCUGGGGAACAUCUGUGUGGGCAACCUGGAGGAGUACCUUCCCUUUAUGCUGAAGGAGAUCGGUAGCCAGCCUAAGAGAAGGUACCUCUGGAAAAGUGCUCUGGAUAAGAGUGUCUGCUAAAUGACGUAAAUGUAAAUGUACCUGCUGUUACACAGCCUCAAAGAGGUGAUCAGCGCCUGCUCGGCAGAGAGCUUGUUGGCCCACGUCGAGGAUAUCUGGGCUCUGAUCUUUAAGAACAGUGAGUGUGCAGAGGGGACAAGGAAUGUGGUGGCGGAGUGUCUGGGGAAACUCACCAUGGUCAACCCGGCUCAGCUCCUGCCCAAGCUCAAACAACAGCUGUCUUCAGGGUCUCCUAUGACCCACAUUACUGUGGUCACUACUGUUAAGUUCACCAUUGUUGAUCAGCCUGUGCCCAUAGAUUUAUUGCUCAAGGGAUGCUUAAAAUAACAAAUGAAUAAAAGUGAAAUGACAGCCUUGUUCCGUAUAGUGCACUACUUUGAGCCAAAGCCACAUCUGGUUAAAAAUAGUGCAUCCUAUGAAGAACAGGGUGUCACUUGAAAUGCACACGCAGUUAACAUAUCCAGGGUUGUAUUCAUUAGAGCAAUUGGAAACGUUGCUCUAAUGAAUCAGUCUGCUUUUCUUCCAUUUGGUGUGUAAUAAACACGACCCUGUUCUCUAUGCCAGGCGACUUCCUGAAGACUCUGCAGGACAAAGACCCCGAACGUCCGUUGCGUGAUGUUUAACUCUGCUGCCCACAACAAACCUUCUCUGAUCCGCGGCCUGCUAGCCUCAGUCCUCCCUAUCCUCUAUAAUGAAACACAUAUCUGGAAAGAGCUCAUUAGAGAGAUAUUCUAAAAAACUCAUGGGCUGGUUUCCCUAGGUUUUCACUAGAGCUGGACUAAAAAGUACUUUCAAUGGAGAAAGUCCUAGGUUUAAUAUCUGACUGGGAAACCAGCCCUUUAUGUGUCGAGUGGAAUAUUUCUAUGCAUCUAAACAACUCUCAUCUGCAAGGAUAGUAACAUGAUGUAGCCUAGUGGGUAAGAGCGUUGGGCCAGUCACUGAAAGGUUGCUGGUUCGAAUCCUUGAGCCGACUAGGUGAAAAAUCUGGCGACGUGCCUUUGAGCAAGGCACUUAACCCUGAUUGCUCCUGUAAGUCGCACUGAAUAAGAGCGUCUGUAAAAUGAGCUCUGCCUAUCUCACGUUGAGAUGGGUUCGUUUAGGAACAUAGUGGAUGACGGUCUGGACGUGAGGGAAUUGUUUGAGUGCAUGUACACACUGCUGGACAGUGGACUGGACUGCCUUGACAUCUUCCGAGUUCCUCAACCACAUAGAAGACCUGAAAGACCACUACGACAUCAGAUUAAGACUGCACGCAAACAUUAUAGCACCGCAAACUAACUUCCUCAAGGACUUUACAGCCCCUAAAACACGGUAUUGGUGUUUUUGGGCACUGCUAAACUGGACAAAUUAAGCGUAAAAAACGCAGCCAACUAACUCAAUGGUUUUUCGAUGAGAGCAGUGCAUUGCUAGGGCGGCAGGUAGCUUAGUGGGUAAGAGCGUUGUGCCAGUAACCGAAAGGUCGCUGGUUCUAAUCCCCGAGCCGACUAGGUGAAAAAUCUGUCGAUGUGCCCUUGAGCAAGGCACUUAACCCUAAAUUGCUCCUGUAAGUCGCUCUGAUAAGAGCGUCUGCUAAAUGACCAAAAAAAAUUAAAAAAAAUAAUUGCUGGUGAUUCGGGGAGGGCCACGCUGUCCCUCAGAAAAGGUCGUUUUAUUCUCGGCCCCCAGAACCAAAAAUCAGCUGCUGUUUGGUGAAGGCUGUUAUGAAACUUUGAAGAGAACGUCUUUAUGGUCUUAUUUCUCUAAUAAGUCUUCCUGCAUGUCCUGCAGAUGCUGAUUCAUCAUGCUGGCCAGACUCUCCUGUCUGUGUCCCAACACUGUGGUCCAGAGGCCACUCAGCGCAACCUGCACCACGAAGGUAAGUGGUGACAUGGCAGUCCACACAAGCAGAAAAUAAUUAAAGGUGGUUUUGGUUGGAACUUUUAUCUGGAUGUCCGAAAACACUUGUAAUAGAAUCCACAGACUAGAAAAGAUCUGACUUGUGCACAGGAUUCUCACUUUUUAUCUGGGUUGAUUUAGAAUUAACCAGUUUAUCUUUAAGCACAGUGGAAGGCAUGGACACCAGUUAAAACUAAAUGACAGGAGGGAACACCCCAGAAUAAUUUUAAGUUAUUCUUUAAAAUGAAAUGACAAUGUUUAACAGAAACCAAAGCCAGUGCCCAACAUUUUGGCUAGAUGCCUUUGUAUGGCUGUCUUAGGUCAUACUCACUGCCUCAGACAUUAUUCUACAGGGUCCCCUGUAGCUCAGUUGGUAGAGCAUGGCGCUUGCAACGCCAGGGUUGUGGGUUCGUUUCCCACAGGGGGCCAGUAUGAAAAAUGUAUGCACUCACCAACUGUAAAUCGCUCUGGAUAAGAGAGUCUGCUAAAUGACUAAAAUGUCAAAUGUAUUCAUAUUCUGCCUUGGAAGUUGAUAGUUGAAAACGUGCCUUCUGGACAAGCCGGUGGUAUCCAGUGCCAUUUUGUAGGGCUGUCAUGUUGAUACAGUAUUCCCAAUUAAUGCAUCGCAAAUAAACAAAAAGUUUAGUUCUAGUGUGUAAAACGUAAAACUAGCAUUAAGCCCCCCACCCCCCGUAAAGCAUUGAUGAACUGGCAAAGAAGACUGUAAAUACUAUCUACACGUAUAGAUCAUUUAUUGAACAAACAAUAAAUAGAUAACAGGUGGGUCUAGAUCACUCGUGUUCCUCGCUGCGUAGCCUGGCGUUGGGGUUGGUGAUCUUGAUAGCAAGCUGAGCUGCCCUCUCCACGAUCAACUUCCUGUUCUUUGACGACACAUUGUGGGCUAUCUCUGCAGCAUGGGUCCUGUGGAGGUCAAGGGGACAUAAAUGUAAUAGUAAUAGACAUGAGGGCAAAAAAUGUGAUUUCUCUGGAAACAACUGUCAUCAGGGUUAGGGUUGAUUCCAUUUCGAUAAGGCAAGCCAGUGGCUGCGGAACCGGGACCAUGAGGGAUGUGGAACUCAACUCGAGGUCAACAGUUGGAGAGAAGAUACUGCUAGAAGGGGGGGGGGGGCCACGUCGAAGAACAUCUCACAAAUACAUACUCACUCCCAUGAGGGUCCUAGAGUUAGGCAGGGCCAUGACAAUACCAGUAAGAGGCACCUACUGUGGUUCUGCUUAUAACGCCACAGAUGGAUUGGUUAUCUUAAGACAUGCAAGGAGGUGACUCCGCCUAGUUGGAAGGUAUAAAGACAGCUGUAUGACCCAGUGGGGUGAAUAAACUUGGUUUGAGCUUUUUCUAGUCAUCUGUGAGUUUUUAACUCUUGUUUGUUCAGAACCUAACACACCUCACGGAACAGACAUCUGUGGUUCGGAUCUUACUUGUUGCUCAUCAUGAGGACCUCCAGCUCUCUGAUGUUGUGUACCAGGAACUUCCUGAAGCCGGAGGGCAGCAUGUGUUUGGUCUUCUUGUUGCUACCGUAGCCGAUGUUGGGCAUCAGCAUCUGGCCCUUGAAGCGCCGCCGCACCCUGUUGUCGAUACCACGGGGUUUACGCCAGUUUUGCUACAAAGGAGAAGAUAGUUGAGAAAGAGUAAGGCAGUAUCCUGUAAAUACACUAGCCAUGGUUACCAAGGCUGCGUUUACACAGACAGCACUAUUCUGAUCUUUUACCCAAUUAUUGGCAAGAGAUUAUCUGAUUGGAAAAAGACCCGUUCGUGAAUACUGAAGGGAGUACAGUACAUGAACUUGUCCAAGAAGAAACACUUGUUUUCCGUGCGCCCUAAUGAAUACGACCCUGGUUUAACACAUCCACGUGCCAAGGAUUGAAAUACCGUUGCUCUAAUUAAGGUUAUUGUGGUCUGAACCGUACCUUGACUUUGACAUAACGGUCUGACUGAUGUCUGAUGAACUUCUUCACCCUCUUCUUGACGAUCUUGGGCCUUUUCAGAGGCCUGA